UGGCAUCAUCCUCCAUCUUCCUCCACUCUCUUCUCCACCGCCUCCAUCGACGCCAGCACGCCCAGCUUCCCUCGGUUCUGAAACGCCGCCGCAGCAAGCUUUCUUCCUCCCCGUCGGCGUUAGCCGGCCGACCCAUCGCCGCCGAGCCUCAUUUUUCUCCUUUCGUGGUAAGCAGGGUGAUCCAAGUGAAGCUCUGGAGGGAGCAGAGAAUGAGUUGAGCAUCGCGGCAGAGCGGCGGGCAACUCUUUCCAUCGAUGUGUUCUACUGCUCUUUGUCACAAUCUGCUGAAUGUUCUACUGCUCUUUGACAAUAUCUGUUGAUUUCAGCAUCCCAUGGAGAUAUUACUCGCACUGGAUUAUGUGCGCUUAUCAGCAUUCGCUAUUUUGCUGGUUUGGGUCAUUGGAAAAAUUGUCAAACUGAAGAACAGACAACAUGAGACAGGAAGUGGUGUCAUGGUUUCACUAGAAAGGAAGGGAGUGACCCCACUCCCAUCACACAUAAUUGCAGUCUGCAAUGCCUCAGUCACGUCAAUAUAUAUUGGCUUUGCUGCACUUGGAGUUUGGCAGGACCAAACUAUCUCCUUGGGCUUGAUCGUUUCAUCACUGUCAUGGCUUCUGGUGACUCUGUUCUCACUCUACUGCAAACACAAAGGAGCAGGAGUCGUAUCAAACUGGCCUGCAGUUCUUGUUUCUUGGUGGCUCUUCAGCUCCCUGUUAGAAUCCCUCCUCACUUCAUUGCAUUUGCUACACCUAAUCAACUCUUCACCUGUUGUAAAUUUCACUUCACUACCGUUCUGCGCUAUCAUAUGUCUGUGUCUAGUUGCAACAGCCAUGAGAACUUUUAAAACAAACCAUGAAGAACUGAAACAAUCGCUUAUCAGAGAAGAUAGUGGAGACAGCAGCAGGGACAGGUUAUCCAGCUCUGGGUGGUGGAGUCAGCUUACAUUCCAGUGGUUGAACCUGGUCUUUGAGAAGGGACACAAGGUGCGACUUGAGCUUGAACACCUCCCAUCCGUUCCUCAGUCAGAGACAGCAGAGCAGUCGUAUGCAUUGCUUCAAGAAACACUGCACAAGCAGAAACCAGAGCCGAUGUCUCUACAAAGGGCCAUCAUUUGUGCUGUUUGGACACCUUUGGUCAUCAAUGCAGUUUUUGCAGGGCUUAACACUUUAGCUUCUUAUAUGGGACCAUUCUUGAUCACUUACUUAGUGGAGCUGCUCUCUGGCAAGAACCCUAACAGAGGCCAUGGACAUGGAUACAUACUUGCAAGCCUCUUCUUGAUAUCAAAGACAGUAGAGUCACUGUCACAGCGACAGUGGUACUUUGGCGCUCGUAGAAUUGGAUUUCGGGUGCGUGCAGCGCUGAUGGUGUCCAUCUACAAGAAAUCCCUGCUGAUAAAGAAUUCAACUACAGGGACAGGAAAAAUUGUGAACUUCCUUGAUGUCGAUAUAGAGAAGAUUGGUGAGUUUUUCUGGUACAUCCAUGGAAUUUGGUUGCUGCCCUUGCAAGUCUCACUGGCACUUGUCAUCCUGUACAAUAGUCUUGGGAUGGCGGCUUCAGUCUCUGCACUUAUUACAACAGUGUUGGUGAUGGUGAGCAACACACCACUGGCAAAGUCACAGAAGAACCUCAACGUGAAGAUCAUGGAGGCGAAGGACUCACGGAUUAAGGCCACAGCUGAGGCACUGAAAAGCAUGAGGAUUUUGAAGCUGCAUGCAUGGGAGACAGCCUACUUGGACAAGCUUCUGAAGCUUAGGGAUGUGGAGAGGGCGUGGCUCAGAAGGUAUCUGUAUACGUGCUCAGCAAUAGCCUUCCUCUUCUGGGCAUCACCAAUGUUGGUCUCAGUUGUCACCUUUGGCAUCUGCAUUCUUGUAGAUGUUCCAUUGUCAGCAGGAACUAUACUAUCAGCUCUUGCUACUUUCAGAAUCCUCCAAGAUCCCAUCCACAACCUUCCAGAGCUAGUGUCAAUGGCCACGCAAACCAAGGUGUCCUUAGAUAGAAUCGAAGAGUUCAUCAAAGAAGACCAACAAGGGAAGCCAAAUAGUUAUGGCAAUAGAAGUAGCACAGAGAAGCAGUCUGUGGCUGGCAUUGUGGAGAUUGAAGCAGGACAAUACAGUUGGGAAGCCACUGACAGCAUCUUGAAGAAGACAAAGUUCACUCUGAAGAUCGAUAGCAAGAUGGACAUCAUGAAUGGUCAAAAGGUUGCAGUGUGUGGGUCAGUUGGCUCAGGAAAAUCAAGCCUCCUUUGUGCCAUCAUGGGUGAGAUUCCAAGGGUCAGCGGUACACAAACAACGGUUGUUGGAUCAAAGGCAUAUGUCCCACAAAGUGCAUGGAUUCAAACCGGGACAGUUCAGGACAAUGUGCUUUUUGGGAAGGCCAUGGACAAGGCUCAAUACAAUGAAGUGUUACAAGCGUGUGCUUUGGAUAAAGAUGUUGAAUUAUGGGCUAAUGGAGACAUGACUGUGGUAGGGGAAAGAGGCAUGAACCUGAGUGGAGGCCAGAAGCAGAGGAUUCAGCUCGCCAGAGCAUUGUACAGUGAUGCUGAUGUUUACCUCUUGGAUGAUCCCUUCAGUGCUGUUGACGCACACACUGGAGCACACCUUUUCAAGGUACAGUGCAGACAGGAAUGCUUAAUGCGACAGAUGUCCUCAAAGACAGUCAUAUAUGUAACUCACCAGCUAGAGUUUCUGCGAGACGCGGAUCUUGUUUUGGUCAUGAAAGACGGAAGAAUUGUUCAAUCAGGAAAAUAUGAUGAUUUAAUAGCAGACAAAGAUGGUGAGCUCUCAAAGCAAAUGGAUGCGCAUAACAAGUCCCUUAGCCAGGUCACCCCUGCACAAGUUCACAGCUUGGCUAGAAACAGAAAAUACAAGAACAAGCAAAAGGAGCUCACAGAGAUAGAGCCGGAUCACAAUGUGCUAGGAAGGGAAAGUGAGGAAGAGCGCGAAUCUGGACGGGUCAAAUGGGGUAUCUACCGCAAGUUUGUUACCUCAGCCUAUAGGGGAGCUCUCAUUCCAGUGAUUCUUGCUUGCCAAGUACUUUUCCAGACGCUGCAGAUAUGUAGCAACUACUGGAUUGCAUGGGCAUCAGAGAGUCGAGAACAAGUAAGCAGAGAGAAGAUGAUUGGUAUUUUCGUGCUAUUAUCUGCAGGAAGCUCGGCAUUUAUAUUGGGGAGAGCUUUUGUCCUAUCAGCAAUUGCAAUUGAAACUGCUCAGCAGCUCUUCUUAGGCAUGAUUAAAAAUAUAUUCCGAGCACCAAUUAAUUUCUUUGAUUCCACUCCAUCAAGUCGAAUCCUAAAUAGAGUUUCAACAGAUCAAAGCACACUAGACAUGGACUUGAUGCCGAGGUGCAGGGCUUGAUGCCACCGGACCCGAUGGCGAUGAGAUAGAGCCCCAGGUACACCGCAGCACGAUGACUGCUGCUGCUGCUGAAGGACGAAUCCAUUAGCAGUGGAAGCCAUGCCGAAAGGGUGAGGGCGAUCAUCCCCUGAAACAAAAGCAGAAUUGUUCAGAGAUGUUGACGGAGGAUGCUGGCAGGAUAGAUCUGCAACUUUGCUAACUUACAACGGCCUGGAUCGAGAUGAAAAUCACUACUGUCCUGUAUCUUCCCCAGUAUGUGUCGGCCAGGAAAGCUCCGAGGAGCGGCGUGAAGAAGCAGCUGCCGAGCCAAGUGGACACGUUCGCGGCAGCGUCGACAUUGCUUUCGUGAAGCACGCUCGUGAGAUAGGUGACCAAGUUCUUCUGUAUCCCAGAGAAGGCCAGGCUUUCACCGAUUUCGGCACCUGAUGAGCGCUCAUGAUUCAAAUGACUAGGUUAAAUUUGUGUGUUGAAAGAGAAACAUGUAUUAUGGUUGGUCUACAAUGGACAUAAUUCUUUGUUAUAAACUUGUGACAAAGGAACUUUUUCGGCAGUACCUAAAAUCAAAUAGCAUGCUCUCCA
Panicum virgatum (switchgrass) is the source of this 3932-nucleotide messenger RNA. Its product is annotated as ABC transporter C family member 5-like. The transcript has 7 exons. The record is from RefSeq and is a predicted model, not a curated record. Gene Ontology annotation, cellular component: vacuolar membrane; plant-type vacuole. Gene Ontology annotation, molecular function: ATP binding; ABC-type transporter activity; ATP hydrolysis activity. Lineage: Eukaryota; Viridiplantae; Streptophyta; Magnoliopsida; Poales; Poaceae. Bases 333 to 3353 code for a protein of 1006 amino acids. Gene Ontology annotation, biological process: transmembrane transport.